CAACGACUUUCCCGGAUAAACCGAGUGGCAGAAAUACAGAGAGGCUUUCAACGACGAUUCCUUUUCCACACUUUUGUGUGUUUUGUUUGUUCAUCCAAAUAAUUGCAUUUCACUCGGAUUUCUUCUUAAUCAAAUACCCUUUUCUGGAUUCCAUUCCACCCAUCUUCUCUCCUACUCCCUUCUUUGCUCACAAUCGGGAGCUUCAUCUUUAGCUCUCGAUCGAGCUCACCCCUUUUUGUCCCACCUGUUUCAAUGGCGUUUCCCUCUUUCUUAUUCUGUUGAAUCAUAUGAAAUCGUUGAAGAAACAAUCAAACAUUCAAACCCAUAUCAUGGAGAGGGCAGCUCAGCAAUUGAAACGCGGGAUAUCCCGUCAAUUCUCAACGGGUUCAUUGAAACUCAGCGGUAAAUUCAGCUUCAAGCGUCAAAGCUCUUUCGAUCCACGAACCAAUUCCCGUUUCAGCUUGGGUCGGCAAUCUUCUCUUGACCCAGUUCGACGUACAUCCGCGAAUGAUGACUUUACCCUCCCUGGAAACCUUGACUCCACCAUGCAAUUGUUGUUUCUAGCCUGCAAAAACGACGUUCAGGGUGUCAAAGAAUUGCUCGACGAUGGCGUUGAUGUUAAUAGUAUUGAUCUCGAUGGUCGCACUGCUUUGCAUAUUGCUGCUUGUGAAGGGCAUGUUGAGGUUGUUCAGCUUCUGUUGAGUCGCAAGGCCAACAUUGAUGCCCGUGAUCGGUGGGGAAGCACGGCAUGUGCUGAUGCAAAGUACUAUGGAAACGUUGAAACUUACAAUAUAUUGAAGGCCAGAGGAGCCAAAGUUCCGAAAACUAGAAAGACCCCAAUGACUGUUGCAAACCCUAGAGAAGUUCCAGAGUAUGAACUCAAUCCCCUAGAGCUUCAAAUUCGCAAAAGUGAUGGCAUCUCAAAGGGAACAUAUCAAGUUGCUAAAUGGAAUGGGACAAAAGUUUCAGUGAAGAUAUUAGACAAAGAUAGCUAUUCUGACCCUGAAAGCAUAAAUGCUUUUAAACAUGAGUUGACUUUGUUGGAGAAAGUCAGACAUCCUAAUGUGGUUCAAUUUGUUGGAGCUGUUACCCAAAAUAUACCCAUGAUGAUUGUUUCAGAAUAUCACCCUAGAGGUGAUCUUAGAAGCUAUCUUCAAAAGAAAGGAAAAUUGUCCCCAUCAAAAGCUCUUAGAUUUGCUCUUGAUAUUGCAAGGGGUAUGAAUUAUCUUCAUGAAUGUAAGCCAGAUCCAAUUAUCCACUGUGAUUUAAGGCCAAAAAAUAUUUUGCUGGAUAGUGGGGGCCAGUUGAAAGUUGCAGGAUUUGGAUUAAUUCGGUUAUCCAAAAUUUCACCUGAUAAAGCAAGAUUAUCUCGCCCUGUCACCAUUGAUAGAACAAAUUUAUAUAUUGCACCAGAGAUUUAUAAAGAUGAACUAUUUGAUCGAGGUGCAGAUGUGUAUUCUUUUGGAAUUAUUCUAUUUGAGAUGAUGGAAGGUGCCCAACCAUUUCACCCCAAGCCUCCUGAGGAAGCUGUUAAGUUGAUGUGUGAAGAUCUCAAGAGACCUCCAUUUAAAAUAAAAUCAAAAUAUUACCCUCCAGAUUUAAAAGAAUUGAUUGAGGAGUGUUGGUAUCCAGAAUUGCCUAUAAGGCCAAAAUUUUCAGAGAUAAUAAUCAGACUUGACAAAAUUGUUGGCAACUGUUCAAAACAUGGAUGGUGGAAAGACGCGUUUAAGCUCCCAUGGAAAUAAUAGUUAUGAAGGGUAUGAACAUUGAAGAUGAACUGAAGUGGUUCAGCUGGUGAAAGACUCCAAAGUGUUUUGAUUUUUGAGGUUAUUUACUUGGGAAAAUGCUAAUGGGGGUGCGUAAGCAUAAUCUUCAGAAGAGUUAUAGAAGCUGGAAAAUAAAGUGGAAUGUGAAAAUUACUAAUGCUUUAUGUUUUCUUGUUUAUGUUUUGUGAAAAAUGUUUUCGUGUAUCUAAAGUUGAUAUGAUCUAAUAUAUAAUAGUACAAGUAAUGGUAAUGUCUUUUCUCUAUGGAACACGAUUUUUCGAGGGGGU
Molecule: messenger RNA, 2053 nt
Organism: Lactuca virosa
Lineage: Eukaryota; Viridiplantae; Streptophyta; Magnoliopsida; Asterales; Asteraceae
Source: the annotation of a GenBank genome assembly